Molecule: messenger RNA, 798 nt
Organism: Parasteatoda tepidariorum (common house spider)
Lineage: Eukaryota; Metazoa; Arthropoda; Arachnida; Araneae; Theridiidae
Product: craniofacial development protein 2-like
Source: RefSeq, a predicted model, not a curated record
AUGGCCAUCCAAGAAGUCAGAUGGACUGGAGAUGGAAUAAUUGAAAAGAAAAAUCACACAGUUAUCUAUAGUUGUGAUAAGAAGAAACACAUAUUUGGAACAGGCUUUAUCCUGAGUAAAAGGAUAAGGCCAUUAUUAAUAGAUUAUGUCACCAAAUCAUCCAGACUAUGUAAAAUUAGGAUUAAGGGAGCUUUUUUCAACUACAGUUUCAUUACCUUUCAUGCUCCAACUGAAGACAAGGACAGUGUGGAAAAGGAGCUCUUUUAUGAAGAACUGCAUGCUUUAUAUGCAUCCUGCCCAAAAAAUGAUGUCAAAGUGUUACCAGGGGAUGCAAAUGCAAAAAUUGGCAAGGAAAAAGAAUUUAGAUCAAUAAUUGGCAAAUUUAGUCUCCAUGACAUUUCAAGCGACAAUGGAAAGCGACUUAUUGACUUUGCUGCAGAUCAUAAUAUGAUCAUACCAAGCACGAUGUUCCAGCAUAAGAGGAUACAUAAAAUGACCUGGCGAUCUCCUGAUGGGAUCACAUACAAUCAAAUCGAUCAUUUUUUGAUUGAUUCCAGGCAUAAAUCGGAUAUUGAAGACGUAAGAACCUACCGAGGUGCCAACUUAGAUUCAGACCGCUUCUUAAUAAUAGCAAAACUACGAGCUAGAAUCUCCAACAUUCGAAAGAUUCGAGGAAAAUGUUUGGAAAAGUUUGACCGUAAACAACUAAAAGAUGAGGCAAUUAAGCUCAAAUUCCGGAAUCAAAUUGACAGUAACCUUGAAGAAUCUAAGGAUAACCAUGGGGAGGAAGAUGCAUAA